This is a messenger RNA of Archocentrus centrarchus (flier cichlid), 2325 nucleotides long. RefSeq names its product RNA-binding protein 38-like. Bases 203 to 937 code for a protein of 244 amino acids. The transcript is spliced from 4 exons. The record is from RefSeq and is a predicted model, not a curated record. Gene Ontology annotation, cellular component: nucleus; cytosol. NCBI's taxonomy places the organism in Eukaryota, Metazoa, Chordata, Actinopteri, Cichliformes, Cichlidae. Gene Ontology annotation, molecular function: mRNA 3'-UTR binding. Gene Ontology annotation, biological process: regulation of RNA splicing.
AGCAAGCAACCUGGACGCGAGUUUACAGAGCUUGAGUCGUGGAUGUCAUCAGGUUGCUGCAACUUUGAGAAAAGUAUAACAAGAGCGGGAAAACUGCUGUAAAGUAUAGUGAGAGACUGCGUUUUGUUUCACUGAUGCUGGGACAGUGUUAACUCCUCAAUAGAGUAUUCAGCGUGCCUCGGACCGGUCUCGGACUGACCCAAUGCUUCUGCAUCAGUACAUGAACGGAGCCCUGGAAGUCAUGCACCCCACAGCGCUGCAGAAAGACACUACUUUUACCAAGAUCUUUGUCGGUGGGCUGCCAUACCACACUAACGAUGCCUCACUGAGAAAAUACUUUGAGGCCUUUGGGGACAUUGACGAGGCUGUGGUGAUAACGGACCGACAGACCGGGAAAUCCAGAGGAUACGGCUUUGUGACUAUGACAGACCGAGGAGCAGCAGAGAGAGCCUGCAAGGAUCCCAACCCCAUCAUCGAUGGCAGGAAGGCCAACGUCAACCUGGCUUACCUGGGCGCCAAACCUCGUAGUAUACAGACAGGCAUAUCUAUCGGAGUGCAGCCCAUUCACCCAGCACUCAUCCAGAGGCAGUAUGGGUUGGCCCAGCCAUACAUCUACCCACAAACAUUUGUGCAGCCUAGCCUGGUGCUGCCCACUCAGGUUUCUACUUCUGUCAGCACCAGCCCCUACCUGGACUACAGCGCAGCCUAUACCCAGUACGCCCAGGCUGCCUUUGAGCAGCAAUACCCGUACGCAGCCUCUCCGGCUGGCUUCCUGGGCUACAGCUACACCACCAGCCCUACAGCCACCGUUGGGCCGGCCACCGCCACCACAGCUCCACCUACCGUACACCCCACCCUCCCCUCUGCCACCGGCCCUGGUGCAGCAUUCCUGCAUUAUGCCCCACAGCAGCACAUCCAGCCAGACCGUAUGCAGUGAGCAGGGGUGAGGAUCAGAGGAAGGGGUGCAGGAGGAGGAGGAGUGAUUGCAGGCCUUUGGACAGACAAUAUUGAAAAAAAUGCCCUACAGGGUGACCCUGCUGUUGUCAGCAGCAGCUUUCAGGAAAAAGGGUGGGACUAUUGCACUAUAUGGUCAGGAUGAGCUGCUGGCUCAUUGGUUAAAGGGUAAUAGGGGUGGGAGGACUAAGGUUCAGGUUGGGAGGCUGAGCAGCAUAUGCUGCUGCUUCUAAGAGCUUCCAAAAGCUGAUGCUUCUUUUUUUUUUUUUUUAAUUAUUAUUAUUAUUAUUUUUAUCUUCCUUUUAUUAUUGUAUUAAUGUCUGUUUUAUUUUUUUGCUAUAAUUAUCAAUGUCUGCAUGUUUUUGUUUUUGUUUUUUUGACUCAAUCAGUGGAAGUUAUGUAUGUCCAUGGUACAUAUUGAUGUUUUGAGAGCUGGCUGGGACACACAACUCCCUGUUAUCUCAGAUUCCAGUGUAUCUGGGGUGGAUAUGAAGGGCAAUGCUGCUUUAGGACACUGGAUAGAUGUAGGGUGAAGAAAUGAUGGUGAUUGGAGAGCCUAUCCUGGUGCUAUACACAGUAAGGCAGAGCACUGCCCCAUGAACAAACCUCCAGCAUUCAGCACCACACAGGAGGAAAACAAGAGAUUUCACCUCAAGGAAGAACAGAAAGGAGCUCCAUUGUCCUGAGAUGGUGAUGUCAGGACUAUACACGUAUUUUAUUUGAAGAGGCCUUAAUUUAAAAUAAAAAUCCAUCUUUGAAACUUAAGUGCCCCUCCCACACCAGAGAACCAAGUGCAGAAAGUUCUGAUCUGACUGUUUCCCAGCAGUCACGUUUAUCUGUCUUGGGUCCUGAUCAUUUAAGAUGGAUGUAGAUAAUCACAAGCAGUAUGUGGGCAUAUGGGGACCAGGAGUUUUGUAAUAUCAAUGUUUAAAGGUAGCUGACACUGAGCUUAAACACCAGUGUUUUUUUUUUUUUUUUUUUUUGUUUGUUUUUUUGUCACUGAGAUUGUCAAACUUGCUCUCAAAAGGACAUUCAUGUACAGCAUUUUAAUGUCUGUCUUUAAGUACAUUUACAAUAUUUAUAUGUAGGUAUUUAUAAGAUAUAAGGUACUAAGUUAAAAUAGUUUUCUUUUUUUGUUACUAUGACUACAGUUAUGGCACCAAUGUCGUUUAACUUGCAGAGACACAGCUGCACCCCAUCAGUGGAUUACUCGUAGAUGCUCAUUCGUACUUUGGACUGGUUUCAUCGCAAAUUCUCUAGGUUUUUUAAAAAAAAAUUAUUUUUUUUUUUAUUCCCACCCCACCAAUAAGAAUGUCUUUUACAGUUCCUUCAAAGAAGCCAUACCAAAAAUAAAAUAAUUUGUACUUAAAA